Messenger RNA from Anopheles nili, 1197 nucleotides. RefSeq names its product transmembrane protein 135-like. The transcript has 4 exons. Lineage: Eukaryota; Metazoa; Arthropoda; Insecta; Diptera; Culicidae. The coding region runs from base 1 to 1197 and encodes 398 amino acids. The record is from RefSeq and is a predicted model, not a curated record.
AUGGUGUCAUCGAGUAAGCUGUUCGAUCAAAUCGCCACCGGCCGGACCUGCCGUGACCUUUGGCAUCCGCAGUUCGCCAGCUGCCUGCGGUACAACGUGCACUUCUGGCGGACGAUACUGCCGGGCAGCUUUAAGCUGUACAUUCCGCUGCUAGUGCUACCACCGCUGGUGAAGCUCAACAAUGUUACGGUGCGGUAUCUGUUCGAUCACACGCUACAGUACACCUACAUUUCGUUCUGCACCUACGUACAGGCCGCCCUGUCCCUCUCGGCACAAUGUGUCUUGCACAACCUGUUUGGGGGUUUAAACUACUGGUGUGUCAUGUUCUGGCCCUGUUUGCUGGGUGUCGCGAUCGGUCCACCUUUGCCGAAGCAAUUGCUACGCCUUCAGGCGAUCACCUUCUUCAACAUGAGUCUGGAGGCCGCGGUCCGGAAAAGCACAGUUCCGGUGUUGCAAUACGCGCGUCGAUCACGGGCUCUUGGCACGCUUAGCUUCAUGGUGCUAAGCUCAAUCAUUCUGGGUUGCUUGCAUGAUGGCAGUGUGAAGCAGUUCUGGCUCGUCAGCCCAUUCCAGGAUGAGCCCCAAAAGGUAGAUGGUGCCUGUCGUCAUGCCGGUCGGUGUUGGCGUCAUGUUGCGGAUGGAAUGCUGAAGUAUGGCAUGGUUGGGUUGGUGCUAGAAGCUGGUCGAGCUGUUCUGCGCCGUUCCCAUAUGCUGUUAAAGCAACCCUGUACCGUUGUCACCUCGUGCAACCUUAAACUGGGGCUGUUUCUGGCGUGUUAUGUUGGGAUUUUUCGAGGCGUGUUUUGUCUGUUGGCGCGGCAGAAUGGCCGAGAGCGUAUGGCUCACGCCACGGUGGCUGGUUUUCUAGCUGGCAUCCCUUACUGGCUCUAUCCCACCUAUCAAAUCUACACACUCGGGCUAACGAAAGCGAUCGAAAUUGCCUGGGAGUUUUACGUAACCAAAGCGAACGUCGAUGAUAAGCCAGAUCCGAGCUUUAAGGCGAUGAUCCUGAGUCAGUUGAACCGCUUACCGAUGCUGCGUCUUGUACAGAUGGUUUCCUUUGGGUAUCUCGGGCAUGUGUACGCCUUUUAUCCACAUGUUUCGCCAAUUUUUCACCAGAAAGCGAUGGACGUUUGCUCCACAAAUUUGACACUCGGUAUGAAACGGCGCAUCGCCACGUGGAUGAGGGAAGUUUAA